Molecule: messenger RNA, 1398 nt
Organism: Malassezia japonica
Lineage: Eukaryota; Fungi; Basidiomycota; Malasseziomycetes; Malasseziales; Malasseziaceae
Exons: 1
Coding region: 1-1398 (465 amino acids)
Biological process (GO): lipid catabolic process
Molecular function (GO): triacylglycerol lipase activity
Source: RefSeq, a predicted model, not a curated record
AUGCUUUUGGCUUUUUUCCCACUUCUAGCUGUGCUGGUCCAACUGGCAUCGGCUUUUUCGCAUCCCCCAUCGCGUCGCGAUAGCAUCCUGAGCCCUCUCAACGAUCCUUUCUAUACCCCUCCCAAAGGAUGGAAGAAAGCCAGCAACGGAGAUGUACUCCGUACUCGCAAGGUCGAUCUUGCCUUCUUGCAAAUCGACGAGAUCAACUAUGAAGCCGCCUACCAGAUCCUUUACCGCACCACCGGUGCCUAUGAGAACGACCCCUCAACCACCGUCACUACUGUCAUUAUUCCUCACAAUGCCAAGCGCGACAAGCUUGUCAACUACAUGAUCUAUACGGAUGCUGCUGGUGCGCAGUGCGCUCCUUCUUACGCAAUGCGCAAGGGUGGAAAGAUUGCAACCGAUCUCGCUCUUAACUACCAGCAACUCCUCUUCUCUACGCUUCUUGAAGAAGGCUAUAUCAUGACCUUACCGGACCACCAGGGACCCACCCGCGCCUUUGCUGCUGGACGCCUUGAAGGCCGUAUGUCGCUCGAUGGUAUCCGUGCCACCCUCAACUAUGAGCGCAUCGGUCUCAGCAAGAAGUCCAAGGUGGCCUCGUUCGGUUACUCGGGUGGUGCCAUUGCUUCUGGCUGGGCUGCCGCGCUGCAGCCGAGCUACGCUCCCGAGAUCAACGCGGUAGGAUUUGCGAUGGGCGGAACGCCUGCCAACAUCACGAGCACGGUGGAGAACCUGAACGAUGGUCUGUUUUCUGGCUUUGGUAUUGCCGGUGUCGUGGGUCUUUUGUACACGUACCCAAAGAUUAUGGAGUGGUCCAAGGGCAAGAUCACAAAGGCGGGACACCAAGCAAUUGAGUUCGCACGCAACAACUGUCUUGUUCAAACGCUUCUUGAAUAUCCGUUCCAGAAGUUGCUGAGCGACAAGUUUGUCCUGGGCGGAGGAGAGCUGCUCUACGACCCCACGAUUCGUUCCGUUAUUUAUGAUAUGGUUAUGGGAUACAAGAAGAGUGAGACCCCCACGGUUCCUGUUUACAUGUUCCACGGUCAGCAUGAUGAAGUCAUUCCGUUUAAUUCUGCUAUCAAGACUGGCAGGGACUGGGCGAAGCACGGUGCCGAUGUCUACUUCGAAGAGCUCACUGAUGUCACGAUGGCUCAUCUUACCUCGGAACUUUUUAAUCUCCCCAACGUCCUCUUCUUUGUGCGCGAUCGCAUGGAAGGCAAGUCGUUCUCCAAGGGAUUCACCCAUAAGCGGACCGGAAACCCGCUCGAGGACCCGGGCGUACCUCUGAAGGGUCUCGGAUCUCUGGUUGAAGCCAUCCAGAACAUUGUCGGCAAGGAGGUUGGCCCUGGAGAUGCGUACAUUCAUUCCAAGAUCAAACAUCACGCUCACCGCCAGUGA